ACGAUGUCUUCCUCAUCUUGGUGGGUGUUUUUGUUUAUGCAGGUUUGGUCCGUUACCAAGCAAGCUAUUCGAUCUAUCCAGGACAAGCGCCGGAAUCGCUCUUAUGACUUGGGGGGUUCGUCGACAUCGUUACCCUGACUCCCUAGAGUGGAAUAAUUCAUCCGUUACAUGGAUGAUAAGAUCUCUGAUCCAUCUUUGUCUGAUUCCGCUUGCGCUCCUCCAAUAAUGUUUGAAUGCGUUGAGAAAAAAUACAUUUGUAUGGAAUAUUUUUAUCCGCUGUUGCUCUCUGAAAGACAUGCAAGUUUGAAGUUCAAAAUGGUCUUGAGGCAGUAGUUGGGCUCUGAUCAAUACAGACGUGGACAUGAUCUCCUUCUAACAAUAAACAAAACAAGCGUCCAUAUAUGAUAUAUCCACGUACGCCUCGAUCGUCAGGUCUUCCAUGGAAAUUAUGAUCCAAAGUUUAAUGGUCAAGCCACUCAAGUAAAUUAAGUGCUUCAUUCGCAAAAAAAAAAAAAUUUGCUUACUGUGCGACAGAUAAGCGUAUGCGUUUACACCUAAUCAUCAAUCCCCCACAAAGAGUGCGUCCCACUCCCAAAUCCACCUUUGGAUCACCAUCUCCUUUUUCACUCACGUCGAUCGGCCGCAAGUGGAGACGGAGGUCGAUCGUGUCGUGUGAGCCGUGAGCGAGCUCGUCCGCCCCCUUUAUCACACGCUGCGCGCCGCGCGUUCAUGCCACCUCCACCCACUUGUAAAGCGAGCCAGCCCCUCUCUCCUUCCCUCUCUCAUCCAUUUCUUGCUGCUCUGAUCGAAGCAAAAAAGGGAAAGCUAUAAAGAUGGCGAGGCACAUCCAAGCCGAUCACGAGCCUGCAGAUGACAGUGGUGGUGCUGCUGGUGCCGCGCUCGUGCUGUGGGACUGCGGCAGCGCGCUCUACGACUCGUACGAGCUCACCGCCUUCAAGCGCCAGCUCGACGCCGCCGUGCUCGCCGGCCGCUCGCUCUCCAUGCCGCACCUCCCCGCCGCCAGCCCGGCCGUUCAGCCAGCCGGCCGCAGGAAGCGCGCGAGGCGGCUCCCCGCCCUGCUCCGGAGGCUCUUCUCCAAGGUGCUGCGGCUGGCGUCGGCGCGCGGGGCGAGACACGACCGCUACCGGGCGUACGAGGGGUACGGCCACGGCGGCUACAGCGGCACGGGGUCGCCGUGGUCCGGGGCGCUGACGUCCAUCCCGGAGGAGAGCGGCGGCAGCCCGGAGGCGGGAUCGUCCCCGGUCGUCCCCGGCCCGAGCGCGCUGCGCAGGGCACAGUCGGAGCGGUUCAUCGGCAGCAAGACGGCGACCCCCAUGGUGCAAUUCGAUGUCGUCUUGUAGUUGUAGCUCGUAUGUGCAUGGGGUAGUAGUAGUUACUUAGGUAUCAGACCAUCACAAGCCUGUAAGAUACCUGUAUACUGCAGAAUAUGCACUCUGCAGUGAGUUCUUCUGUGCUGCUGUACAUACAGUGUUCGUGUAAGAAUUUACAGGUGACAACUAAUGAAGUGCGGCCAUGGCAAAAUAGCUUGUGGCCGUUUUUUUUU
Molecule: messenger RNA, 1564 nt
Organism: Aegilops tauschii subsp. strangulata
Lineage: Eukaryota; Viridiplantae; Streptophyta; Magnoliopsida; Poales; Poaceae
Source: RefSeq, a predicted model, not a curated record